GAAGGAAGAGUGGGAAUGUUUUUUAUAUUUUGAAAACAUUUGCUCUACCAGGCCAACCAAUGUGUUACAUUGAUAGGGUGCAACAGGUGGUUUAAAAUGUUCUCUCCCUGGACCCGGAAUACCUUUCUGUUCCUACAAUUAUGUAACAGCAUUUUAGGAGUGAAUGUGAGAUGUACAAAUGAAACCAACAGGCCACUGACAAAUGCCCACGUUUAACAUGGAAUGCUGACCAUGUAUAUAAUAUGGAACAUGAUUUUAUCUGUGGUGAAAUAUGAGUCAGAAAUGUGCUUUACUGUCAUGCCAGUACUAUAUAUUGCUAUAACUCUAUUACAUAGGAUAUAAAACCCACAGAAGAAAUCAUAUCUGUUCAGCUGCCGGAUUCAGGACUGCACAAAGGUAUGCAAGCCAAAUUGUGCCUAGGUCUAUUGAUGGCUAAUUUCAGAAUUGUUUGCAACUCGGUUUCUUCUUCCUCCAGUGACUCAUGUAGCCGGUUUCUUCUUCCUCCAGUGACUCAUGUGGCUUGAUCUUAUGCACGUUUAUUCAAAAACACAUUCAGCCUUUUUACCUACGCAAAAGACUAUAGCCACACAGUCCAAUAGUAGUUUUGAAAACCGAACAGCAGUGUCAUUAUCAUAACAUGGUGUACAAGCCUGUAAGUUCCUCGGCACUUUUCAUAAAGCUGGCUGUUCAGUACCAAAAACAACAACCGGAGAACAAUUUUUAAUUGCAGACUUUAACCGUCCCUUCCCCCCCGCGCCAACUCUCUUUUGUAUUCUACAUCGCAGCAGAACUACAGCAGUCUUUCAGUUGGAAAAGCAACAUUAGCUAUCACCCGCUUUUUGUAAAUCCCACUUUCAAUAAGAGGAAAUUCUCUUCUACUGACUUUCUCACAAAGUUCCGCUUAGGAAAAUGGGAAGCUGCCCUUCCUUCUGGAAGCCCUCAGUGCCUCCUCCUGGUACUGCAUGGCACACCACACGCCAGGAGAGUCUUCUCGGUCGGCCGCGCUAGUUUGCUCCCGAUCUCGCUCCUCCGCCCAAGAGUUCUACUCUUCUGUGUCGUUGCCCAGACAACAGUAGAGGACUCCAACCGAGCCACCACUCCAUCCGGGUUACCAAGAAAGCCGGUCGAAGGUCAUCACCCACUUCUUACAUGCCGCUGGUAACUUGGGUAUGUACGCAUUUGUUUACAUUUAUUUACGCUGACCUCGGGCUAUGUAUGUUGACUGACGCAACGGCUGCUACAUCCGGGUACUUCAGCUUAUUGCUUCCGGUUCGCGAGGAGCCCGAGCGGCCGGAUUCUAGUUCCGGUGCGGCUGGCUCCCGCGGCUCUGGUUGAGGGUUUCUUUUGAGCAUAUGUUACAAAGAUGGCUGUCUCUCUUAUUAUAAAAUGGGGUGGGCAAGAAUUCUUGAUAACUACCCUAUCAGAAGAGGACACAGUGUUAGAUCUCAAGCAGUCUCUGAAGGGGCUUACUGGAGUGCUGCCAGAGCGCCAAAAGCUUCUUGGACUAAAAGUGAAAGGCAAACCAGCAGAGAAUGAUGUUAAGCUUGGAACACUGAAACUGAAACCAAAUACUAAAAUUAUGAUGAUGGGGACACGUGAAGAAAGCUUGGAAGAUGUCCUUGGGCCACCCCCUGACAAUGAAGAUGUGGUCAAUGACUUUGAUAUUGAAGAGGAAGUUGUUGAAGUGGAGAACAGGGAAGAGAAUCUACUAAAAAUCUCUCGCAGAGUUAAAGAGUACAAGGUGGAAAUACUAAAUCCUCCAAGAGAAGGGAAGAAAUUAUUGGUUCUGGAUGUUGACUACACCCUAUUUGACCAUAGGUCAUGUGCAGAGACUGGAGUUGAACUGAUGAGGCCGUACUUGCAUGAGUUCCUGACGUCUGCGUAUGAGGACUAUGAUAUUGUAAUUUGGUCUGCUACUAAUAUGAAGUGGAUUGAAGCUAAAAUGAAGGAAUUGGGAGUGAGCAACAAUGCCAACUACAAGAUAACCUUUAUGUUGGAUAGUGCUGCCAUGAUAACUGUGCAUACUCCAAGGCGAGGAUUAAUUGAUGUGAAACCUCUAGGUGUUAUAUGGGGCAAAUUUUCAGAGUUUUACAGUAAGAAAAAUACGAUCAUGUUUGAUGACAUUGGACGAAAUUUUCUGAUGAAUCCACAAAAUGGACUUAAGAUAAAGCCCUUCAUGAAGGCACAUUUAAACAGAGAUAAAGAUAAGGAGCUUCUAAAACUUACUCAGUACCUCAAGGAAAUAGCAAAAUUAGAUGACUUUUUAGAGCUGAACCACAAACACUGGGAAAGGUACCUUGCAAAGAAGCAAAGCCAAUAGCUUUAAUUUGGGAAGCAAAAUGUAGAGACCCUUUGACCUUUCCUCCUGUGUAAACUAGAAUAAAUAGUGCUGGACACUGACUUAGCCACCAGAGUGACUCUUUACACAUGGUCUUACUAUUGAUUUGCUCUGUUUGAAGAUUACAACGAACAGUGGAAAAGAAAAACAACUGCUCUUCUUGUGUUUCUUCUCUGGUGUUACCAUUUAAAAUAAUAUCAUCUGUACUGCUACUAUAGUAUUCCCAAGGUUUAAAGCCAUGCUGUUCUGCAACGGGGAAGAAGUUCAGACCAAAAAACCCCCAAAACAUGCAAACUAUGGAGCCAAUUUCUGCCAUUUUCUGUUAUAGAACUCUCUUUCCUCCCCUGUUAUGGUAUUUAAGUUUAUGAACUAUAAGCUGUCUAAUUAUGUAUUAGUAUGUCAAGUGUUCCUUUGUGCAAGACAGUUUUGCAGCAGAAAGCAUCACUAGAGGACAAAAGCGCCUUUGUGUGUAGAUCUUGAUAAAACUUGGAUUGCAUAUGACUGGAGAAUAGGGGGAAUUUUUAAAGAAAAUAACAAUGUUUUGUCUGGAAGCAUUCUAUUUUUUAAAAAAUACUUCUGUUCAGAGGAAAGUUUUAAUCCUGAAGAGAGCAGAGUACUAAUUCCUUAAAGCAUGAGCAUUAGUUGUUCUGUUCUUGUUAAUUUUUGUGAGGAUACAUUCUCUUUGAAUGGCAGUAUUCAGCCACAGCUGUUCUAAAAUGUUAGGUAAUUUGUGCUGCUUCAGCCUGCACUGUGGAAGUUUGGUGUGACCAUUGUCUCACAUUACUUGACAGUCCCUUAUCAUGCCAUUCUUGUAUUUGGAAGCAGACUGCCUCUUUCAGAUAAAGACUGCAUAUAUUGCUCUUAAGGAACUUUGGCAGGUGUGCUAAUAAUAAAUGCCUUUUCUUAAAA
Messenger RNA from Heteronotia binoei (common prickly gecko), 3247 nucleotides. It is a transcript of the gene UBLCP1, whose product is annotated as ubiquitin like domain containing CTD phosphatase 1. Gene Ontology annotation, biological process: protein dephosphorylation. NCBI's taxonomy places the organism in Eukaryota, Metazoa, Chordata, Lepidosauria, Squamata, Gekkonidae. Bases 1364 to 2320 code for a protein of 318 amino acids. The record is from RefSeq and is a predicted model, not a curated record. Gene Ontology annotation, molecular function: protein serine/threonine phosphatase activity; protein binding. The transcript has 11 exons. Gene Ontology annotation, cellular component: nucleus.